Molecule: messenger RNA, 589 nt
Organism: Amoebophrya sp. A25
Lineage: Eukaryota; Dinophyceae; Syndiniales; Amoebophryaceae
Source: the annotation of a GenBank genome assembly
AUGCCGACAAUCGCGGAAGGUGCUUCCGCGGGGGGACAAUUCAGUCCGACGAAUCAUGAUGUAAAAAUCACGUCGUGGUCUCAGGAGCUAGAUGACGAACAAUGGACGAGGAGAAGCAGGCAACGUGCUCACGAUCCUACUAGUUGUGCACCAGCGGCAGCUAAUCGUAUUCCUAUGGGCUUGGGAGGAGCACCAGCACCCCCUCCACCUCCACCUCCGCCUACGACACCUCUACAGAUUGACAGAAGCAUGGUCAUGGGGCUACAGGAAAUGCCGCGUGGACAACAGUCACUUCAACCUGGUGUGGGCGGACCACAAUCUAAUGCUGCUAUGACAGAUCGCCUAAGUGGGGGACAACCCGCUCGUCUGUCCUUACAUAACGGUUCAGGGAUGAAUCACAUGACGAGAAGCAUCUACGACAGCCAACUUACACAGCUCUCGGUUCCGCCUGGCCUUGACAUUGCAGAACCAAUACAUCAGCUUCUGUCUUGUACCACGCCGACUCCACGAUUGCAUGAAGAUUACAGUAUUGUUAAAGGGAGGAUGAAUAGUGUUGCGAGCAACACCUUGAACCUUGCAUCUUCUCUAG